Molecule: messenger RNA, 2229 nt
Organism: Neomonachus schauinslandi (Hawaiian monk seal)
Lineage: Eukaryota; Metazoa; Chordata; Mammalia; Carnivora; Phocidae
Gene: FBXO40
Product: F-box protein 40
Exons: 3
Coding region: 1-2229 (742 amino acids)
Cellular component (GO): cytoplasm
Molecular function (GO): zinc ion binding; protein binding; ubiquitin protein ligase activity
Source: RefSeq, a predicted model, not a curated record
AUGGUAAGUACCAGGUGCUUAUUGGAUCUUCAUCUUUCAGGGGUCCAGAUCUGGCUGGCUUCAUUUAACCGUAGCCCAACAGCUGGCAGAUUUGCCCUAAUGGGCAGGGCACGCAGGCCUCUACCUGGGCAGCACAGACAUUGUGAGAAAUGCUUUAACCGUCACUGCCACAUUCCUGUGGAGCCUGGUGUCUCCUGUCUGGUGAUAAACUGCCACCUAUCCUGUGGUGCCACCUUCCACAUGUGCAAAGAGGCAGAGCAUGAGCUCCUCUGCCCUCUAGAGGAGGUUCCGUGCCUCAACUCCGAGUAUGGCUGCCCCCUUUCCAUGUCCCGCCACAAGCUGGCCAAGCACUUGCAAGUGUGCCCUGCCAGUGUGGUCUGCUGCUCCAUGGAGUGGAAUCGCUGGCCAAAUGUGGACUCUGAAACAACCCUUCAUGAGAACGUCAUGAAAGAGACCCCCAGUGAGGAGUGUUUGGAUACAGCUCUGGCCCUCCAGGACCAGAAGGUCCUUUUCAGAUCUCUGAAAAUGGUAGAACUUUUCCCAGAAACUAGAGAGCCCACCGAGGAGGAACCUACUGUGAAUGGUGGAGCCAGCUGGGAGGAAAUGGGAGGAGCAGUGGGUGGGGCAGAAGCCAGUUUGGUACCACAUGGAUGUCUAUCAGCAACUAACGGGGAGAUGGCAGAACUGAGUCAAGAAGAACGAGAGGUGUUAGCCAAAACCAAAAAAGGGAUGGACCUAGCCAAGUUUGACAAGUGGGAAAACAUAUUCAGCAAAGAGCAUGCAGCCUCUGCUUUAACAAGCUCUUCAGUAGGCUGUGAGAGCAAGAGUGGAAACAGCCGAGGGAAAGAACAGAUUUCUAGCGACAAUAACAUGGUAGGAGAGGAUGCUCUCAAAGAGAAAGAACUGCAGGAAAACCAGAAGCAGCAGGAUUUUCAUGCAGCCCUGGAAACGACAGGGCUCGCCCCUUGGCAGGAUGGUGUUCUGGAAAGACUGAAAACAGCUGUGGAUGCAAAAGACUAUAAUAUGUAUCUGGUGCACAACGGGAGGAUGCUUAUUCACUUUGGUCAGAUGCCCGCUUGCACACCUAAGGAGAGAGACUUUGUUUAUGGCAACCUUGAGGCUCAGGAAGUGAAGACAGUUUAUACCUUCAAAGUUCCUGUGAGCUACUGUGGGAAGCGGGCUCGUGUUGGAGAUGCCAUGUCGAGUUGUAAACCAAGUGAACACAAGGCAGUAGACACUUCGGAUUUAGGGAUUACGGUGGAGGACCUACCCAAAUCAGAUCUCAUCAAGACCACACUCUUGUGUGCUUUAGAAAGAGAACUUAAAGGUCAUGUCAUCUCUGAGUCCAGAAGCAUUGAUGGGCUGUUCAUGGAUUUUGCUACACAGACAUACAAUUUUGAGCCAGAACAAUUUUCCUCUGGUACAGUGCUGGCUGACCUCCUAACCACUGCCAACCCAGGGGGGCUCCAUGUGGAACUCCACAGUGAAUGUGUGACUAGGAGACACAACAAGAGCAGCUCUGCCUUCACUUUCACUUGCAACAAAUUCUUCAGGAGGGAUGAAUUCCCCCUACAUUUCAAGAAUGUCCACACAGACAUUCAGUCAUGUCUCAAUGGCUGGUUCCAGCAUCGAUGCCCUCUCGCCUACUUGGGAUGUACAUUUAUUCAAAACCAUUUCCGUCCCCCAGGGCAAAAGGCAAAAGUGAUCUAUAGUCAGGAGCUCAAGACCUUCGCCAUCAAGCCAGAGGUUGCUUCAGAGCUGAGUGAGACAAAGAAGAACCAUCUCUCAGGCCAUGGAGGGAAAAGCCAGAAUUGUCUAACCAGCCUGCCACUGGAGGUUUUGCAGUACAUUGCUGGGUUCUUGGACAGCAUCAGCCUGUCCCAGCUUUCCCAGGUGUCUGUGCUGAUGAGAAAUAUCUGUGCUACUUUGUUACAAGAGAGAGGGAUGGUCCUCCUGCAGUGGAAGAAGAAGAGGUAUUCUCACGGAGGCACCUCCUGGAGAGUCCACAGAGAGAUCUGGCAGUUCAGCAGCCUCUUCUCCAAAAUCAAGAGCUGGGAGUUUAAUGAAGUUGCCUCUAUGUCUGAACACCUGAAGGCCUGUCCUUUCAAUGUUGUAGAGCAUAAGACUGACCCAGUUCUUUUGACCAGCAUGUGUCAGCUCCAGGAGCCGGCCCGAGAGAGCUUAGUCACCACCUUUAGAGCCAGACCACGAGGAAGACACACCUGCUAA